GCGGCGCCGAGGCUGUAGAAGGCGACUUCUCUGUGAGGAGCAGCUGCUGCCGUGCUGUGUCCAGAUAAUUGGCAAUUCUCGGCCUCUUCGUCUUCGGUAACAGGUCAGAAUGCAGAUCUUCGUGAAGACCUUGACUGGCAAGACCAUCACUCUAGAGGUUGAGCCCAGUGAUACCAUUGAGAAUGUGAAGGCCAAGAUUCAGGAUAAAGAGGGCAUCCCUCCUGACCAGCAGAGGUUGAUCUUCGCAGGCAAGCAGCUGGAAGAUGGCCGCACUCUUUCUGAUUACAACAUCCAGAAGGAGUCCACCCUGCACCUGGUCCUGCGUCUGAGAGGUGGUAUGCAGAUCUUCGUGAAGACCCUGACCGGCAAGACCAUUACCCUGGAGGUGGAGCCCAGUGAUACCAUUGAGAAUGUGAAGGCCAAGAUUCAGGAUAAAGAGGGCAUCCCUCCCGACCAGCAGAGGCUGAUCUUCGCAGGCAAGCAGCUGGAAGAUGGCCGCACUCUUUCUGACUACAACAUCCAGAAGGAGUCCACCCUGCACCUGGUCCUGCGUCUGAGAGGUGGUAUGCAGAUCUUCGUGAAGACCCUGACCGGCAAGACCAUUACCCUGGAGGUGGAGCCCAGUGAUACCAUUGAGAAUGUGAAGGCCAAGAUUCAGGAUAAAGAGGGCAUCCCUCCCGACCAGCAGAGGCUGAUCUUCGCAGGCAAGCAGCUGGAAGAUGGCCGCACUCUUUCUGACUACAACAUCCAGAAAGAGUCCACCCUGCACCUGGUCCUGCGUCUGAGAGGUGGUAUGCAGAUCUUCGUGAAGACCCUGACCGGCAAGACCAUUACCCUGGAGGUGGAGCCCAGUGAUACCAUUGAGAAUGUGAAGGCCAAGAUCCAGGAUAAAGAGGGCAUCCCUCCCGACCAGCAGAGGCUGAUCUUCGCAGGCAAGCAGCUGGAAGAUGGCCGCACUCUUUCUGACUACAACAUCCAGAAGGAGUCCACCCUGCACCUGGUCCUGCGUCUGAGAGGUGGUAUGCAGAUCUUCGUGAAGACCCUGACCGGCAAGACCAUUACCCUGGAGGUGGAGCCCAGUGAUACCAUUGAGAAUGUGAAGGCCAAGAUCCAGGAUAAAGAGGGCAUCCCUCCCGACCAGCAGAGGCUGAUCUUUGCAGGCAAGCAGCUGGAAGAUGGCCGCACUCUUUCUGACUACAACAUCCAGAAGGAGUCCACCCUGCACCUGGUCCUGCGUCUGAGAGGUGGUAUGCAGAUCUUCGUGAAGACCCUGACCGGCAAGACCAUUACCCUGGAGGUGGAGCCCAGUGAUACCAUUGAGAAUGUGAAGGCCAAGAUCCAGGAUAAAGAGGGCAUCCCUCCCGACCAGCAGAGGCUGAUCUUCGCAGGCAAGCAGCUGGAAGAUGGCCGCACUCUUUCUGACUACAACAUCCAGAAAGAGUCCACCCUGCAUCUGGUUCUCCGUCUCAGGGGUGGCUAUUAGUUUUACAGUCUACCCUCCCAGUGCCCAAAGAUGGCAUUACUCAGCACUAUAGCCAUUUGCCCCAAUUUAAGUUUAGAAAUUAACCAGUUUCAGUAAUAGCUGAACCUGUUCAAAAUGUUAAUAAAGGUUUUGUUGCAUGAUA
Messenger RNA from Dipodomys spectabilis (banner-tailed kangaroo rat), 1625 nucleotides. It is a transcript of the gene Ubb, whose product is annotated as ubiquitin B. Lineage: Eukaryota; Metazoa; Chordata; Mammalia; Rodentia; Heteromyidae. The record is from RefSeq and is a predicted model, not a curated record. Gene Ontology annotation, cellular component: nucleus; cytoplasm. The coding region runs from base 110 to 1483 and encodes 457 amino acids. Gene Ontology annotation, biological process: modification-dependent protein catabolic process; protein ubiquitination. Gene Ontology annotation, molecular function: protein tag activity; ubiquitin protein ligase binding. The transcript has 2 exons.